Pyricularia oryzae 70-15 is the source of this 4886-nucleotide messenger RNA. RefSeq names its product cAMP-specific 3',5'-cyclic phosphodiesterase 7B. Gene Ontology annotation, molecular function: 3',5'-cyclic-nucleotide phosphodiesterase activity. Bases 1223 to 3904 code for a protein of 893 amino acids. NCBI's taxonomy places the organism in Eukaryota, Fungi, Ascomycota, Sordariomycetes, Magnaporthales, Pyriculariaceae. Gene Ontology annotation, biological process: signal transduction. The transcript is spliced from 4 exons. The record is from RefSeq and is a predicted model, not a curated record.
CGACCAAGCAGUUCGCUUUUCACCUCGGCCUCUCCACUCCAUGCCCAGUGCCCAGCACGAUUGAGACCCGUGGACAGAUCAAGCACCAGCAUGGCACCACUAUCGCAAAUUCUCCAGUCCAAACUUGCCCGUGCCUAGUUCUAGGUUCCUGUUUCUGCUUCCCGCUUUGUUCGGCUCAAUUCAAUUCGACGCUACCUCUACUUCUUUACUUUCUUUUUUUCUUAUUUUUUAUUUUUUUUUAUUUUUAUUUUUUUCUCGCAACGCACGAAAAUCUGUACACAUCACUACCAGCUUCUUCCGCCUAUUCACUCAUUACACACACACAGACACACGACCGCUGUACGUUGUUGUUCCGCCAAUCCAUCGUAGGAAGAUCAGGGAAAAGGCCUUGACGGCAACAAGAGACAAUCUUGUUUUUAUCACAACUGCCACCCACACCAACCACUACAUUACACUCUUUCACCUUGGACUUACAACUCGUGCUUACCGCGAGCAAGGUCGAGCCUGGAUCGCUUACCAAAUCGAGUUGGACUGGACUGACGUUUAAUCCUCGCGCCCUGGCGCAGGUUCUACCACGCAACAUUCGUGACUUGGGCCCGCCCAUAGAUUCAGUCAACUGCGCCUCGCCAAGGCCCGCCUACUUUACCUGACCUUCCUACCUUCUGAUCCUAACCUGAUCACGACUUCUUCGGCUCCGACUGCUCAAUCCAAACACGCAGCCUUCGUCGCGAUCACCCCGGGGUUUCAAUUUCCGGUGCGACGACCGGUUUCGCGCAACAGUAGAGUCGAAACCCCUGGGUCUGCGACGGCCUGUGUGUGCACACACAUCGAACUGGUACCCAACUCGCACUCGACGAGACUUCCGUCGGCCGUGGCCCUCGGAAUCUUUUCCACCUGCCAACAUCAUUACGAAUGCGCUGGUUCACUGUCGACACCUUGUCGCUUUUGUCGUUUUGCUGCUAUCAGCCUCUUUAACGAACCAACCACCACACAGCCCUGGAACCGACUUUAGGAGCCUUACGGUCCGUUUCAGCAAAGCAAUUUUCUGCGUUGCCAGAGUGAAAAAAAAACUUCAACAACCGAACCUCUCUUAGGCGCCCAGACUCGUUCGGACCUUCGGCGAGUAACCCUACAGGCCCUAGCUUUUGCCAGUCUCGCAAUCCCACCCGUGGCUGUCAAAAGGCGUUCCCAGUCUUAUGACUGGACGCUCUUUGGGCCCACGAUGGAGAAUGCUGCCUGCAAUUUGAUAUACGUCGAUCGGUCCAUCCGUCAAGACAGGAUCGUUCGCGCUUCAUCGUACAAUUCUGACGGAACUGAGGGGCCAUUGGCCGGGUCCUCGGAUUAUGAAACUCAGGCACUAAGGGAAAACGUUCAACUGCUUUUAGAGUUCAUCGGUGAUGUCCACCUCGUCGCAACCGGAGCGUCAUGCUUGACCCAGCUCUUCGACUUGCUCGAUCAUUCAAUCAUCGAGACAAAACCCAUAAUUGUCCUAAUUGAUGUCUCCAACAACGAGCCAACGCCCAAAGAUAGACCCCGGUCAGGCUCACAUUCACGGCCUAGGACACCUUCGCGGACAACCGAAUCGCUGGAUGAUGAAUUCUCGCAUACCUCCAACGAUGCGGAUUUAUACGGCACAAGAUUGCUGCAGAGGAUUGUUUCGGAGUCUCACCUGCGUAAUGUGUCCAGUUUAGUCGUGCCAAUUUCUCUCGUGGGCUCUCCUGGCGUAGACGAAUUUUCAGCAGAUGUCACUCAGGCUUCGAUACGUGAGAAAUCCGGCCGGAUAUCGAAAAACCCCCAUGAUUCGGUUGAUCUGGGUCUUUUCAAGUAUUGUCUGGACCUGGGCGCAACCGAUGUCAUGGUCAAACCCCUCAAGUGCGUAACCUCGAUACAGGUGCAUGCAUACCAGGCAUACAAGGAGGCCUCCAAACAAAGACAAGCCGUAUUGGAAUUGAAGCGUGGGCGCAAGCGGUCUUGGGUUGGUGUAGACGACGCAAAGCCGUAUGCUUAUCUCAGGGAAGACAUGGUGUCAAGCCUUAUGGGGCGCAUUUGCCGCCCAGGGGAUGAUCAGGAUGAUCGGGUUUCGAACGUUAGGAUCUCAGUGUCCCAGGAUCGCCGGUCGCAGAUCGCCAAAGCCGUCUCUCGGUGGCAUUUCUGCGCGCACGACUUUAGUGACGACGAAUUGAUAGUGGCGGCAACGCUGAUGCUGAAGCAUGCGCUCGCCAUGCCAGAGCUUGAGCGCUGGAGAAUGUCGACCGACCAACUAUCGACUUUUCUGAUCGCGUGCCGAGCAGCUUAUAACAAUUUCGUGCCUUACCAUAAUUUCCGGCACGUUAUCGAUGUUUUGCAGGCCACCUUCAACUUUUUGGUACAGAUCGGCUCGUUACCACCAUUUCCGCCUCGCAGCGACGACUACAUUGCCACUCCACAACCAACAUCUCCCAUUGCCACACUCAUGAAGCCUUUCGAAGCAUUGACGUUGCUUGUCACGGCCGUCGGCCAUGAUGUUGGACACCCAGGAGUUAACAAUGGCUUUUUGGUGACGCUCAACGCACCUCUUGCCCAGCUUUAUAACGACCGCUCUGUCUUGGAGUCAUUCCAUUGUGCGGCUUAUUCACAGAUUUUGCGGAGAUACUGGCCAGCGGCCUUUGAAGACUUGCAGAUGCGAAACCUGAUGAUUAGUUCGAUCCUGGCGACUGAUAUGGGGCUUCACUUUGACUACAUGAAGAAACUCGGCGACCUCCAGGAGAAGCUGCACGAGAAUAAUGCAAUAGAGGGGUGGAACGGACGCGUGAUCGAAGAGCACAAGGCACUGGCGUGCGCUAUAUUGAUCAAAUGUGCUGAUAUAAGCAAUGUGGCGCGAAAGCAUGACACAGCUUUGAAGUGGACGCACAUCCUGUCCGAUGAGUUUUCCCGUCAAGCUUCGAUGGAAACUGAUCUUGGUAUUCAGUCUUCGCUCAUGGCACCACCAAAGAAGGACGUGAUUUCUCUCUCAAAGGCGCAACUGGGCUUUAUGAACCUAUUCGCCAUACCACUUUUCCAAGGAGUUGCCGACAUCCUCCCAGCGAUGCAAUAUUGCGUUGACGAGCUGGAGAUCAACAAGGCUUUGUUUGACCAGAUGAUUGUGGCAGAGCAAUCGAGGCAUGACAGACCAAAGGCCGCGCGGGAACCGACGUUAUCUCCAAAGACGAUGAGCGUCAUAAUUCCCGCAGAGUCUGAAUAUGCAAUCGAUAUAUCAGACGGACAUGGCAAGAACGAUAUUUCGGCAGAAGAUGUAUUAAAGCGACACGCCAACCCUGAGGAGAAGCCCGACACGAACCCAGAGCACAAGCCCCCGCAUAUACCUGAACCGUACAAUCAGUACAAGGAGGUCAACGGAACGACAAGUGAGUUUGAAGCGGUCGCUGAUUUUGCAGCAACUGACCCGUUCAAUAUGCAAGAGAGUCGGCCAUGCACGUCUCGGAAACAGCGCUGCAGUGAAGCGACGGAUGGGAGCGCAUCGGCACCGGGUACGGGCGACUGGGCUUCUCAGGCAACUAGCGCAACCACGGGCAAGAUGCCACUUUCGCCUAGCACGCAAGGUACUAGCAUUCUCAGCCAGGAAUCUCUGGAUCGACCCGUCAGCGUCCCUGCCACGAUGGUCACAGCUCCGGACGAGCCACAUGCCAACAAGCAUCAACUGCCAGUCAGAUUAGACCACAAGAGCCACUCGGAUUCGAGACUCGAAAUCAGCCCGUCGCACUCGGUUGAGGAUGACACUCAUUCCACAUCGCCCAACGGCAAGCUAUCCGUUGAAGGGAGCACGCUCAAGAAGAAGUCAAGCAGAUUCAGAAUGAAUGCUUUCACUUUCUUCCGACGUCACAGGGGUGCAAGUCCACCGUUAUCGGCUGCCGACACUGCUGGUUGAGGAGACCAGAAGAAUUUGUCGGUAGACUACGACGAUAAAAAGUUCAGUACUACUGUUCACUCAGAUAUACCCGAAGCACGAGGUCCUGUUGGUAUGCCUUCAUCAGCUGCCACAUCUCAUAUACAGCUUCUUGAGGCGUCUGAGCCAAACCAAAAAGAUUCAUUGAAGGCGAAGCAUCACGACUCACCUCUCAAAGAGCUCACCUCAAAAGGUCGCUUGAGGUUGUUGCACCUUGCUAGCUUGAAGGUCAAAGCUGCACCAAGACCUGGAUCUCCAGGUCAAUAAUAACGCGGAGUCCACGAAAAAAAGGACUGCUAUGCUCAUCUAACCACAUGGCGCAUCUCUUUGCCAAACUGGUAAGAGGCGCAGUCAAAGAGUGGCGCCCGAACUGCGUCUGGGGCUGAGAUGUAGCAAAUAUGAGCUCAGUCUACCUAAAGACUGUUGCUCUUACUAUUGUUGAAUUAUGAACAUGAUAGCACGGACACUUGUGAAUCUUUCAGAGUGUCUUUACAUUGGUACGCCAUUUGCCGAGAUACUCUUAUCCCGCGUGUUGUACACAGCAUGUUGGAGAUUUCUACACGGAGGAUGGUAGCAAUAGGCUCUUCGAGUACUUGUUCUGAAAAUUGACCAAAUCCCUGAGAACGGUUGAUUAGUGCUGUCUUUUCUAUUUUCAUUUUUACCCCCUAGCGAGAACUGGCUGGGAUGUACGAUUUAUAUAGAUGUUCUUUUUGAGAUCGGCUAUGCUCAUGAGGCCUGGCGUCCCUGGCGUUUAGGCAUGGGGUAGGCGAAAAACGCGAUUCCCCUUGUGGCAUGGUCGGGGGUCAUGGAAUGGGGGAUUUUUGGUCAGAGUAGUAAAGGGGGGGCUGGGCAGCCUGGUGUACAGGAGUUGACGGAGCUACUUAUUGUUUGUUUUUAGGAGGCAGAAAGGGUCCCCUGCGUAUCGACCUUGUAUGAUACCGUGUUCUGAACAUGAGAAAUUGAA